Molecule: messenger RNA, 4261 nt
Organism: Spinacia oleracea (spinach)
Lineage: Eukaryota; Viridiplantae; Streptophyta; Magnoliopsida; Caryophyllales; Amaranthaceae
Product: CRM-domain containing factor CFM2, chloroplastic
Exons: 14
Coding region: 69-3203 (1044 amino acids)
Biological process (GO): RNA splicing, via transesterification reactions
Molecular function (GO): mRNA binding
Source: RefSeq, a predicted model, not a curated record
CCGGACCAUGUUUUAACCAUUAUACUUUCCCGCUCUCCUUGUGAGGAAAAACUUCAGUCCAAACAGAAAUGUCACUUCUCUUAUCCUUUCACCAUUUUCCUCUCUCCUCCAAAACCUCAUUUCAGCACCACCAUCACCACCGUAGCAAACACCUUUACUCUCUUCACUUUCCAAACAAACACCGCCUUAUAAAACCCCCAAGAAGAACCCUAAAUUCCCAGCUCCGACCCACUUCCGGCGACAAAUUAAAUACCCUCCCAAAAUCCGCAAUCCAACGAAUUGCAGAGAAAUUACGAACCCUAGGCUUCGAGGAAGAAAGAAACAAAGAUACCCAUUUCCCACAAGACGAUAAUGACUCAGAAAUUGGGAAAAUUUUCAUCCCUAAUUCCCGCCAAAUCCCUAAUUUUCGGGUCGGGCAUACUCUUGACUCGAGUUGGUCAUCACCCCAAAGUCCAGUUCCGGACCCGGGUUCGGGGAAUACCAUUGUUAAGAUAAAUGGAUUGAGUAGGGUGGCUAAGAGGGAGAGGGAAGAGGAGAGAGAAAAGGUUGAGGGAGAGAAAGAACCGACCUUGGCGGAGCUGACAUUGUCGAGUACGGAGCUCCGGAGGUUGAGGACGGUAGGGAUUCGGAUGAAGCAGAAGAUGAAGCUAGGGAAGGCAGGGAUCACAGAGGGGGUAUUGAAUGGUAUUCAUGAGAGGUGGAGGAGUAAUGAGGUGGUUAAGAUUGUUUGUGAGGAUAUUUGUAGGCUUAACAUGAAGAGGACCCAUGAUUUGUUGGAGAAGAAAACUGGAGGUAUGGUUGUCUGGAGGACUGGAAGCAAAAUUGUUCUGUACAGAGGGGUCAAUUACAAGUAUCCAUACUUCUCACUGGAUGAAGCGGCUUGCAAAAAUUGUUAUGAGAAUGCAAUAGAAGCGGAUGAUGGGAUAGAAGCCAGAGAAGAAGAGCUGUCAGCUGAGAUGUCUGUCGACGAAUCUGCUGUACAAAGUUCGACUAGAAUUCUGGGUCAGUCUUCCUUGGUACCAGGUGUUGGCAGUCCAGAUAGAGUGCGAUUCCUGUUGCCUGGUGAAAGCCAACUCGUGGAGGAAGCUGACAGUUUGCUGGAUGGAUUGGGUCCUCGAUUUACUGAUUGGUGGGGUUAUGAGCCGUUACCUAUUGAUGCAGACCUUCUACCAGCUGUUGUUCCUGGGUAUAGAAGACCCUUUCGCCUUCUUCCAUACGGGGUAAAGCCUCAACUAACUAACGAUGAAAUGACAGUACUGAAGAGACUUGGGCGACCGCUUCCUUGCCAUUUUGCUUUGGGGAGAAACAGGAACCUUCAGGGAUUAGCUGCUGCAAUUCUUAAACUGUGGGAGAAAUGUGAGAUUGCCAAGGUUGCUGUCAAAAGAGGUGUUCAGAACACUAACAGUGAUCUUAUGGCUGAAGAAUUAAAGCGCUUGACUGGCGGUGUCCUGUUGUCCCGAGAUAGGGAGUACAUAGUGUUUUAUCGGGGGAAAGAUUUCCUUCCAUCAGCAGUUUCUUCAGCAAUUGAACAUAGGCGAAGAAACAGAGUACAUGGAAACGGGCAGGUGGCUAAUGAUUCUUUAACAAAAAGUACUGAGAACAUUAAAUUGGAUACUGAAGGGCAUGAAGCUGCGCCUGCAAGUGACACAAGCGAGGACCAAAAAAUUAGAAUGGCAUCUCAAGAGCGGAAAAAAAUGUCCAUUCAAACAACUAUUUCAAGAACUAGCAGGAAGCUGUCUACGGCUCUAGAAGAGAGAGCUAAGGCAGAGAAGCUUCUUUCAGAGCUGGAACAGGCUGAGAUUUCCCAACAAGCAGAGGUGGAUAAAGAGGGAAUCACGGAAGAAGAGAGAUAUAUGCUUAGGAGAGUGGGCUUGAGAAUGGAUCCUUUUCUGUUGCUGGGUAGACGUGGUGUUUUUGAUGGCACAAUUGAGAACAUGCAUCUGCACUGGAAGUACAGGGAACUUGUUAAGAUAAUAUGUGGAGGAAGGGACAUUGACGAGAUCAACAACAUAGCACGUAUACUAGAGGCAGAAAGUGGUGGAGUAUUAGUGGCUGUUGAAAGAGUCAGGAAAGGUCAUGCAAUCAUUGUAUACCGUGGGAAGAACUACCAGCGCCCAGCCAGUUUGAGACCCCAGACACUUCUAAACAAGAAAGAGGCAUUGAAACGCUCAAUAGAAGCCCAACGCCGUGAGUCCUUGAAACUCAGCGUGUUGAAGCUAGCAAAAAACAUAGACAAAUUGAAACUCAAGUUGGUAGAAGAUAAGGAGACUUUGGAUUACCAAGCAGGUGAACAGGAUAUGUCUCAGUUGGAACCGGGGGAGAAUGAGCUAAAUUCUACCACUUCAGUUCAUAACAAGGAAUCUCAAGAGGAUAGUCCUUCUAUUCACAAGGAGAAGCUGGUUAUUAUCCCCUCCUUAUACAAUAAAACGGAUGAAGGUGCAAAUGAAUCUUCUGUUGAAUCACUUUGUCCAAAAUCCAAUUCGAACUCUGUGAAGAAGGAACAGGCCAAUGCAGAAGUUUCUCUGUGUGAUGAUGAUCUAGAGGCAAAUUGUUCAGAGAGACUGCAGGUCGCAUCGAACAAUUCUGGCAAUGCUUCAUGCAAAGAAUCGUUGUUUCAUCCAACUGGCAAUGAGUCUGAACCAAUUAUUACAUCAAUGUCAGAAGACAAUUUUGAGCAUGGUAUUGUUAGCAAUGAGACAAGAGAUUCAUAUAAAAAUUCAGAUAACAAAGUGGCUAUUCCUCUGCCACUUCACAAGGCAGCAGGGAGAAACUCCCAUGCAGUACCAGCUAAAGCUAGACCACUUACAAAUAAAGAGAGGCUUCUUUUGAGGAAACAAGCCCUCAAGAUGAGGAAGCGUCCUGUUCUAGCUGUUGGCAGGAGCAAUGUUGUCACUGGUGUUGCGAAAGCAAUCAAGGACCAUUUUAAGAAAUAUCCUCUAGCUAUUGUCAAUGUGAAGGGGAGAGCUAAAGGGACCUCUGUUCAGGAGGUGGUUUUAAAAUUGGAGGAAGAAACAGGCGGAGUUUUGGUAUCCCAGGAGCCAAGCAAAGUCAUACUUUACAGAGGUUGGGGUGGUGGAGUGGAAACUGGCCAUGCUUCUAAUAAGGAGAAUCAUGAUAAACGAGCUGGUGUACCUUCAUUAGCUGCUGUCUCUCCAGAGCUGUUGGCAGCAAUGAGGCUUGAAUGUGGAUUGUCAAGCAGCUAAACAGAGGAGACAGAGCUUUAGCCUAGGUUUGGUACUUUGGUGUGAUUGUGGUGGCUUAAUCUGGAUUAGCUAUUGUCAAUUACACCAUAUUUUGUACUCUUUUGAAGUGCCUCCUAGACAUCAUUGGUCAAGAAAUUUCUUGCAAGAUUUUGGAGAAAGCAAGGAUUUCUUAUCUAUUCCAUAUGAGGGUUUUAGCUUGACCUGAUAUGUAGAAAUCUUUGGUGUUUCAGCAUCCUUUCGCAGCAUGGACAAACAAGCUACCAGGGUCCGACAAGGUGAUAACCUCAACCACAUUGGAGAGCAAGUUGUUUUCGAACAGAAAAGUGUCAACAAGUUGGAUUCCAGGGAAGGGUUUUAAAAGCAUCAAAGGACACAGCAGGAGUUUUCCUAAUAUUGGCCUGAAAAUGGAGUAGUGCUUGAGGAAAGGCCAAUAUAUCCCCUUCCUAAGUUUGCAGUGUUAUUUGUAUCAGUAAAACUGACAAUUAUCUUUCCUUUGAUCAAGAUGAGAAGUUGUGACACCCCAUAUGUAUGGAUUAGUACUACACCACCACCUACGUCUAAUAUGGCCAUAGAAACCCUUAAACCAUUAAACCUGGGAAUCGAGGGGAAAUGCUGAAGUUACUUCUCGAUUGAAGACAUUGCCUGGAAUGCCCAAACCAGAGAAAACAAAGUCAUCCACUGUGACGGGCAGGACUUUUACAAGUUUACCCCUGCUGGACUACUAGAGAGACUAAGAUCUUGAGGUCAAAGAAAUUAAGAGAGAUAGGAGGAUGUAAAAUUGAGGUUUCAUUUGUAAUGCCAAAACAACUUGCAUCUCCUUAUUGGAUUUCUGAGCCUAUAUAUAGGAACAUUUCGAAAGAUCUUGUUGUACAGGAGUUCUAUUUCGAUAUCAUAUAUUCACAUUCUAGCAAUUUUCGUGUAACUAUUAGAUAUGAUUCUGUGAGAGUUACGACUUUCGAGUUUAAUGUUAAUGGAUAGCAAGGUGUAUCAUUAGCAUACCUUUUCUUUUUAAUACAAAUUAAGGGUUACUGUUUCUUUAUAGACAUUACCUUCGCCCU